Tarenaya hassleriana is the source of this 1240-nucleotide messenger RNA. RefSeq names its product mitochondrial inner membrane protein OXA1-like. Bases 265 to 1005 code for a protein of 246 amino acids. The record is from RefSeq and is a predicted model, not a curated record. Lineage: Eukaryota; Viridiplantae; Streptophyta; Magnoliopsida; Brassicales; Cleomaceae. The transcript has 3 exons.
CUUCCCUGCUUCAAUUUUCUCGCCUUUUCUCGGCUUGAUCUUAAAAUUCACAAAGGUGAAGAGACUCUGUUGUGUACUUUUUAUCUUUUUCUUGUUUCUGCAUUACCUUUCCGAUGCAUCCACUCUUAUUGCUUCUUUACUUCCUUGCUAGCUGGAACUCGAACUCGAAAUGUUUCAGUGUCCUAUAGAACUCUGGAUCUUUGUGCUAAAGCAUUGGAUUGUUAAAUCGUCAUUUUCCUCUGUCUGGUAUCUGAAUUCUGUGUCAUGUCUUCGUCCAGGAAAUUCCUACUAGAAAUGGCUUGUUUGCGCAGUGUCUGGAGGAGGACAAAUCUUUUGCCUAGACAGUUCUGGAUGCUCGAACGCCCAGUUCUUCGUGCUAACAAAGAUGAUACCGGAACUGAUUGUCUGAACUCAAGUCCUUUGACUCGUGGAGUGCAUAGUCAAGCUCGUAGGCUUGAUUUUUUGUUGGAAAGGAAGAAACACACAUCUUUUGCCCGGCCAUUGGGACCUGGCUUCUUUCUCUGUAGGCACAUGUCUUCGAAACCAGGAGAAUGUUCGAACAAGAUCGAUUGCAAUCCCGCAGUUGUUGAGGAACUUGUCCCAGAAGAAUCUUUGGAAGCAGUAGUCACUCAAGUCAUCUCAGUUAACGAGGCGGCAUUAGCGGCUGCAGAUUCUUCUCUUCCAGUUGCUGCCAUCCAGCACUUUAUUGACAGUGUUCAUGCGUUUACAGGCUUCAAUUGGUUCGCAUCCAUAGUUCUCUCGACGUUUCUCGUCAGAGGACUAUAUAUCCCAACCCGUAUAAAAGUUUUGAAGACGGUUCCACAUUUAGUUGAUAUAUACCAACAUUUGGGGAAAUCGUUCAAGGUUUGUUAUUCUUCUGAUAGACCUUUCCGGAUUUACAGAAGAAGGAACAAGCGGGGACACGUCGAAAGGCAUACAAGUGGGCAGCAAGAGGAUCAUCAGAAGGAAGAACACAAAAACUCAGAAGGAAGAGGAGCGAAAUGAAGUACGAGGGCAGCUGAGAGUUGUUAUGAUUCUAUUUCUAUCCAUAUUCAGGUUUUAUGCCACCUCAUCAGUAGGUUGUUAAGAGAAUCCUAUAUAGCUACGUUAGGGUUAGGGGAUUUGGGGUUAUCGAUUAUUUUGAGAAUAGAUUUGGUUUUGGAGAGUUGAGCCUCUCGAAUAGCUCUGGACAUUGUAUUUCAGUGGAUGGAAAUACAAUUCUGAAUCUUAUUUGAUUUCA